UCUAAAAAUUCAGGCGCGAGCAACUUGCCACAAGUUGGGGCAACAACAUUUGUGCUGCCGCAUCUGCUUUGAGCUCUUCAGUCAAUGUUUUGCCGUCAAGCGCGUCGUUUGUUUGUUUUCAAGAAAAACCGUUGAAAUUUUCAAAAACUUCGUUUCUACACUUUGUGCUUUUUACAACUAAUCAGCUAACCCGCCGCAGAAAUGACAUAAAACAAAAGCAUUCUAUGUGCAACCAGCUUGCCACCCACAUGCUCCACAACGCUGACCGCUCAAUUGUGUACAAAUCCACUUAAUUAAUUAAGAAACACCCACAAGACACGAAAGAUGGGGCGCUGUUUCAAUCACAAAUUUGUGCUUAACUUUUGCAAUUUUUUAUUUUUGCUCUGCGGCACGCUGCUGAUAGUGGCUGGCUGUUAUCUUUAUACGGACAACAAACGCAUUCUGCUCUCGCGCCUUCUGGCCGCGCCCAGCGAACAGCUAAACUCACUGCCCCAGCCGCUGCUCUACUACAUUGCCUUGGGACUGGCCAUAGCUGGCUUCGUGGCUGUGUUGGCCUCUGUGCUGGGCUUCUGGGCCAGCUGCCUGCACACCUAUUGCUUCCUUAGCGUCUACUUUUUGAGUGUAGUGGUGCUGCUGUUGGCUGAGUCAAUCAUCUGCUUGGCCAUCACGCUGUGGCCUCACUGCUUGGGCAUUAGCCUGGACGAGACGCAGAUGGUGAAGGCGUUGCAGCGUAAUUAUGGCGUGCCCGGCCAGGAGCAGUUCACCAAUGCCAUGGAUCUAGCUCAGACCCGUUUCGGUUGUUGCGGCAUGCGCAGCUCGCUCGACUACGACACCGCGCUGUGGCGUCUCCAGAGCUAUGGCCAGCGCAAUUGGCCUGUGCCUCUGAGCUGCUGUGUGCUGGCCAAUGCACCACAACCAUUGGCCUUCCUCGAUCCCAAGCCGGCGAACGAGACUCAGUGUCAGGCACUGGAGCGCUCUGUGUACGAGCGGGAGCGCUACACGGAGUCCUGCUUGGUGCACCUGGAUAGCUGGUAUCGCGAGCAGUAUGGCAUAUUUCUAGCUGCCAGCUUGGUCUUGGCUUUGGUUGAGUUCAGUGUUCUGCUGGGCAUCAUACUCACCUGCACAGGCAUUGCCUCGCAAAGAGCCAGGUUAGAUAGCUCUCUAGCCACGCAAUCCUUCAGCCAGAAGGGCCGAAGACGGCCUACGGCCAAAUCACGUCAAGCUUUAGUCGACAACAUCUACGAGUCGGAGGUGCAACUGCGUGGCCAAGCUGCUGGCACGUGCCUGGGCCAGUCAUCAAGUCGACAUGUGAGCAGCGAGGACUUCAAGGAGUUGUACGUCCAGCCCAGAGAUCUGUACAAGCAGCGCCAUAACACGACCUUUAAGCCCAUUGCCAGCGACUAUCAGACGCCAACGAGAAGCUACUUGGUUUAGCAACAGCUAAACGGCAAAUGGCACGAGGCACAUAAACUACAAACCA
Messenger RNA from Drosophila hydei, 1480 nucleotides. RefSeq names its product tetraspanin-11 (gene Tsp68C). Bases 325 to 1434 code for a protein of 369 amino acids. The transcript has 3 exons. Lineage: Eukaryota; Metazoa; Arthropoda; Insecta; Diptera; Drosophilidae. Gene Ontology annotation, cellular component: membrane. The record is from RefSeq and is a predicted model, not a curated record.